CUACACUUGACCUUAUGUAAAAGGUAAGUAAAAUAACAUUUGAUCCAAAAAGUGUAUGUGUUCACUUUAAAUAGUCAAAGUACUGAAAUGAAGAAACAUGUUUGAGGGGUAAUGAGCCUUUGUGUAACAACAAAUGUAUUCCCCCAAAACAUGAAACAUCUGCAUUAGUAAUCAAAACUCCUUUCUUAACCUAAUAAAGGGAUACAUAAAUCAGAAACGUGCCUAACUCCUAUUUAUUUUACAUUAUUUUUAACAUUUUUUUUCUUGACAUAAGAAAGGUUUCCAACUGAUUAAGUUGGAAGUCAUAUUUUAAUAAUUUUUCAGUUUGACAUCAAGCUGCUGCAAUGAAAGAUGAGUCCAGUUUUACAGCAGAAGCUCCUGUAAAACUAACUGGACAGAAAUGUUUCUCUCAUCUUUUAUUUCAAUAUGACAAUGAAUGCUUAAAAAAAAUGUAAUCUCAGUGCACCCACUAAUAAUAGUUACUCAUGAUGGUGAGCAUUAUUUCUGGUUAAAAUACAGAUUGCUUCUUCUACAGUUCAAGACAGAUUUUGCUUUUGUUCCAUUUGCACUCUGAUUUAUUGAUUUAAAGGAGAGAGGGCUUCAUUUGAAAAGGUGAAGUCAUGUCUUCCCAACUGAGGUAAUGCAUCUAAAUCAAACCUUAACACGUAUAUCCAAGUAUGUAAAGUGCAUUUCUCAGCUUUCAUCCUUACAUUUUUUUUAUUCAAUAGAGAUCUUAGAUGUCAAACAAAGAUCUAUGCUGCUUUGCAACCAGUAAGAGUGCUGCAGCCCGGAGGAACUGGGAAUAACGUUUUAAAUGAUCCCUGAUCGAGUUAAGAGGGAUCGUUUUCAUGUAACACUUUUGUAAUGAUAAUAUCGAAAGCUUAAGUAAUAAAGGAAUGAGUGAAAUCUGCCUCUUGUCAGCAUUUACAAUGAGAACCACUUGGGGCGAUUGGAUGUCUAGCGAUCAAUGUAUCCUCUUCUCUUAUCAUUAAGACUGCUCUUAACAGAUUACAGCCCCCCUCCCAAAGAUGAAGUCUUUUUCUCCUCCCCUCUCUCUCUGCUCCUCCUUCUGAAACACACACACACAGCCUUUUCACUAGAUACAACAGGAGACUUGUCCCUCUUGCCCCGUUUUGUAAAAUAAAUCGCUCUUUGUCUUUUAAUUUAAACUUUGUAGAACUUUUUUUCACCCCUCUUGUGGAAUUUAGAUGGACUUUCUGGAUUUGUUUGGACCGAUUUGACGACCUGACAGAUGAACAGAAAUGAAAAGCACAAAACUUCAGUUGAAGUUCUGGUAGAAAACUGAAAAUAGUCAAUGAAGAUGGACCUGGUGAUAACCGCCUUUUUUCUCCUGCUCUUUUGUGUCCAUCCAUCUGCAGCAGCAAGCGUCAUCACAGCAGACAUAUUUGAAGCGAGAGGUCAAAGAGUGUGCAAGACAGGAAAAGGGAGACCUUGUUACAAACUGGCCUAUUUCUCAGAGCUGCGCUGGAAGUUGAACUUUGAGGAGGCGGAGAGAUCUUGCAAACGAGACGGAGGCCAGCUGCUGAGCAUCGAGUCCGCGUCCGAGCAGAAGAUUGUAGAGCAGCUCAUCAGAGAUCUCCGUCCCACGGAUGGAGACUUCUGGAUAGGUCUCCGGCGUGGACCGGGACACGAGGACAGCAGCUCGAACUGCUCGUCUCACUACUACUGGCUGGACGGGAGCAAAUCCUCGUUCAGGAACUGGCACACUGAUGAGCCGUCGUGCGGCUAUGAAGUGUGUGUGGUGAUGUAUCACCAACCGUCUGCUCCGGUCGGAUACGAUGGAGCAGACCUCUACAUGUUCCAGUGGAACGACGACAACUGUGAAACCAAGAACAAUUUUAUCUGCAAAUACACAGGAGAAAAGCCAAUGUCAUCCACUCUGUCUCCCAACUCCAGUCAGAAAGAUGCCUCCCUUCCAUCUGCACUCCCAUUGGACCCACGUGACAACAACCAGCAAAGAAGAACAGCCGUGAAUUUAGUUUACGUCAUCAUCCCCACAAUCCCACUAAUCCUGCUGCUUCUGACGGUGACGGGAGUUUGCUGCUUCAAAGUGCUGCGCAGUCGAAGGAGGAACGUACAGAAAUCAGAAGUAUGCCAAACAGAUCCCAGUCCAACUACUACAGACGUCUACAACGUCAUCCGCUCCCAGAAGGAUGAUGACCUGGUUUCUGCUCGCCCACAAACAAAGAACACCUCCUUUUUGUGCUCCUCUCCGGACACGCCGACGGGCGACUACGACAACCUUGGUGGACGGGACACAGAGAGCGGCUUCGUAACCCUUGCUAGCACAGAGAGCGACUUCCUGAACUUUGACCUCAACGACCUCAGCCUCGGGCGUCAGCGGACCCGUGACUUCUACGACAGCAGCUUGGGACGCUCGGCUAAGAGGGUACUGAACGAUGGCAGUCUGGGUCGCACCAAAACCAGGGAGUAUUACGACAGAAGCCUGGGCCGCCGCACCACGAAGAGCGAGCAUUACAGCGGCACCGUGUAUGGAGAUCACGGCCUAUUUGACAGCAGCAUCAGAGCAGGCACUGACUUGUAUGAUGCCAGACUCAAAGCUGGUGGUCAAACGGGAAAGGUUGACCUCUACCAGACAUACGUCACCAGCGGUAGGCACGAGGCGUUUCAAACCAGUCUGGGAGCGUACUCAAACCGGAAGUCCUUCCACACAAACCUGGACUGCUACAGAAACGGCCUGAAUCUUGACAGUGGAGGGAGGUACUUCAAUGAUCAGGAAUGGAUAAAAAGAGAGAGAUACUGAUUUUUCACUCGAGUCUGCUCACACCACUGUAAGAGUGACUGAACAGGGAUAAAAGAAUGGAUAAAAUUUGUGCAUGUGCAAGACCUGAUAGUUUUUUUGUUUUUGUUUUUUUUAAUCUAAGGUUGAAAAUACUAAUUUUGUUUCUACUCCAACCCUUACUUUGUUAGUCGUAUGGAUAAUGAAAUUUGGUCAUUUCAGUCAGACACAUUUAAAUAGUUAAACUUUCUUAUGUUGCCAUGUAUCUUGGCACAUCUGAUGCAUAACGCUCAGGAUGACGCGUACGUUUAGGAACAUUAAGUCCUGUCGUGUGUCGGAUGAGAUUCAUUUUUGCGUAGUGAUUUUGUAAUAUGAUGAAGAUGUAAAAUUCAACUUAAACCUGCAUCAGAAGAGAGUUUACAGUGCGAGGGAAACUAUUUGUCCCCUUACAGAUUUAAUCAAGUUUUGCUUUAAAUUAGACAAAGAUAACCUAUGUAGUUAGAAAAUUACAAAAUGCAAUUUUAUCAUGGUGAGAUCAUUUAUAAAAAGAAAAAGCAACCCAGCGUUUUAUGAAAAGGUCCAUUUUUAAACUCAUAAAUUAACUGCGAUUUGCCACAGAUAUUGGCUGAAGUUAAAAUGUCCCAACGCAUGAUUAUUAAAGUAGAUUUAAGAAGCCACUCAAGUAGAACCUGUUUGACAACAUGAAGUAGGCUAAAAGAUCAUCUAUCAGUUUAGAUCUGGAAAGGGCUACUACGCUUUUUCUAAAGCCCUGGGACUCCAGCAAAUCCCAGUGAAAACCAUUAUCCACAAAUGAAGAAAACAAUACAGUGGUGAACCAAAACUCCUUCAGGAUUACUUCAGUGAUUCUUCUAGGUCAUUAAAAGAACCCACAACAACAUUUAAAGCAGAAUCCUGAGACAAAAACCCCCACAUUGCUGAUCCAACAGGACACAAGGCCAGUCGCAAGUUUGUCAAACAUGCAUGAUGAUCCCCAAGACUUCUGGGAAAAUAUAAAGUAGCAAAAUGAGAUUUUGGUGACACCCAAACAUGGUGUUGCUGUGUGAUAUUUUGUGGUUAUUUUUGCUACUUUAGGACCUAAAGGGGCAAAAUUCCUUUCCAGGAAUUGAGGUCAUUAUUUAAAAACUGCAUUUUGUAUUUAAUCCUGUUUUCUUUUCCUGAAAUUAAAAUUCAUUCUAUUAAGAAAAGCAGGUAAGAGUCAGAAAUGGCUAAAAGAGAAGACAUAAGAGGGGAAAUAAUUUUUCACAGUACCAGAUGAAUUCAUUUAUGAAAGCCUAAAUCGUCAAAUAUUUAUCAUCUGAAAUAAGAAAGUAGUUGCCUAAAGCAAUCAGCAACCAGAUGUGAGUGGAUCUUCAUCAGUACAGACAGUGCAUCUGCAUAACACAACAUGAGGGUCGUUUGAGUUUUCUUAGCAUCAAUUCUGUUAAAAUCCUGCACUCUGUGCUGCCUAUGUUGGUUAGAGAUGAGAUUAUAAGUGCUGCAUAGAACAGCAAUCCUAGUAUCUAUAAGCUUUGUAUCUUCUUUUAUAAUUUAAAUAUAACCUCACCUGACCUCUUUUAGUUCACUGGUCAUUUGGGGUUUAGGGAUUAAAAAGUCUGAGUGUGGAUCUCGUGACACUGUAAUCCAUCUGUCCUCUCACCUUGAGGUUAGCUGCUCCUGUGCUGCGUAAUCUCAUCUCACUAACAUGAAUAUGUCAGCUCUUGCUGGUAGAGGGUUUCUAAAAGAAAACAAUGCAUGGAAAAAGUAAAACAACUUAUUUCGAUCCCUUUUUAAGUCUUAUUUUCAGUUCGGUAAUGAUAUGAUGGAAUGCUAACCUGGUGAAGUCUUAAUCAUAUGUCAGGACCCGUCUUAUCUGAUCCACUCACAUCAAGGGAGGCGGCUCACCGAUUAAUAACACGAAAAGGGACAAAAACAAAAAGAUGCAACUUUCAGAGGCAGCUGAUGCUAUUUGAAGAAGAAAAAAAUAGAUUUGAUCAAGUUCAGGAUCUUUAAAAGAGAAACUUUCAAAAAACGUGUAAGAGUCUGUUUGCAUGAACUUGUCAUGCAGCCCUCGAUUUGUCACACAAAAUAUUGAUGUCAUGGAUAAUUGUGUUCAGUGCCUGAAAAACUUUUAUUUUAAAACCAGACGCAUUUCAGACCAAACUCUAAACUGUUUAUAUGUAUUGUGUUUUUGGAUACUGCCUUAAAUUGUAAGAUGUCCCAAAACUGUUGUGUGAUUUAUCAUUGUCCUUUGCCUACAGAGUCGGUUCAAACGUGGAUCCUGCUCUGAAUUCAGACGAAGUGGCUCCAGCCUCGCCAUACAUAACAGCAUGAAAUCGAAGAGAAUGAAAGAAUGCAUUUUCACUAUUAUUAUUUAGAAUGUGUAAUCCUUUGACAACUCUCCUGCAAGUGAGAUGAGUUUGUAUGACUGCCACAUGAAAACAUCUUUGAAUAAAAUGAUUAGAAAU
Messenger RNA from Xiphophorus hellerii (green swordtail), 5226 nucleotides. It is a transcript of the gene layna, whose product is annotated as layilin a. Bases 1316 to 2785 code for a protein of 489 amino acids. NCBI's taxonomy places the organism in Eukaryota, Metazoa, Chordata, Actinopteri, Cyprinodontiformes, Poeciliidae. The record is from RefSeq and is a predicted model, not a curated record. The transcript is spliced from 8 exons. Gene Ontology annotation, biological process: positive regulation of axonogenesis. Gene Ontology annotation, cellular component: cytoplasm.